Molecule: messenger RNA, 2332 nt
Organism: Oncorhynchus gorbuscha (pink salmon)
Lineage: Eukaryota; Metazoa; Chordata; Actinopteri; Salmoniformes; Salmonidae
Exons: 4
Coding region: 74-736 (220 amino acids)
Source: RefSeq, a predicted model, not a curated record
UAAUCUUUGUCCCAGUCACUGCCACCAUCUUCUGUGAAGUCAGACUAACAGUAUGUAUGUAGCUGUCUAAAAAAUGACAUUGUUCAUCCCUGAUAUGGCUGUUCAUCUGUUUUUGCUCAUCCUCCUUUUCGAUACCUUCCAGUACCUCAAAGCCAAAGAUCUUCCUCAGCCCAGUCUAACAGUGAUUCCUGCAGUCAUCAAAGAGAGAGACUCAGUUCAGCUGAACUGUCAGACUUCUCCACCUGUCUCUGAGUGUUACUUCAAAAUAGAGGGGAAUGUAGAAUUCACCCUUCCAUCACCCUGUCAACAGACACUCACAGGAACACUACUGGUGAGGUGGACAGGUCAGAGUUCCCCAGCUGAGGUCAAAAUACAAUGUCAGUACAGUGCUACAGGUUCACAGUUUAGAUCCAUAUACAGUGAACCUUCAACAGUUACAAUUCAGGACCUUCCUCAGCUGACAGUGAAUUCUACAGUCAUCAGAGAGACAGAAUCAGUUCAGCUGAGUUGUGAGACUCCUCCAUCUCUGCCUGUGUCUCACUGUUACUUCAACAUAGAGGGGGGGAAGAAUCUUCCAGACUCAUUGUGUACUCAGACAAUAACAGGAACUGAGCUGCACAAGAGGUCUGGUCCAACAUUUCCAGCUGUGGUCAAAGUGACGUGUUACUACACUGUAUGGAAGUCUCACACAUCUCCUUUUAGUGACCCUGUCUCAGUCACUGUUCAGGGUAAGUAGGUGGUUUAUAAAAUUAUACACGUCACUGUUAUACCGUAUUAAUUAUGCUCGUUCUGAAAACGAGAUCUUCUGUCGUAUUUCCUAAAUGUCUUCAUUUCACAUAAUGAUAGGAUUUACUGUACUUUGUACAAACAUAAAUGCUGACAUAGUUGAACAUUUUAUUAAUGGAUUUUUCAUACUGUUAGUAUGGAUGGAUUAUCUGUAAUGUUUUUUUUAAAUGCAACGUUCAAAGAGACCCACCUCCUCCCAGGCUGACAGUCAUCAGAGAGAGACUCAGUUCGGCUGAGCUGUCAGACUCCUCCAUCUGGUUCUGUGUGUCAGUGUUACCUAAACCCUCACCCUGUAUGAGGUCACUCACGGGGACUGAGCUGCUCUCGUGGGCAGGUCAAAGUUCAUCUGUUGAGAUCAAACUGAGAUGUUUUUACACAGUAGAAACUCACUAUACAUCGACGCACAGUGGUUCUGUCUCUCUUACUAUUCUUGGUAAGAAAUUAUUAUUCAGAUUGUCUUAAAUGAUUCUGUUUAAAUCACAAUCUCAUCCAAUGUCAUUUCAAAAUGUUUGUUGUGAAGACAUUAAAUCCCUAGAAUAUUUGAAAUGUUUAUGUCAAAAGUAGAGUUCUUAGAUCCCACGCAAACAACCACAGAGGCCAAAGUACAAUCAAAGGUUCUUUAUAAACAUGUAAAUAGUCUGGGAUUUAGGGUUGAAGGCUAACUAGAAGCAACGGGACAAACUAACACAGCGGUUGACUCCCGAUUGGUGGCCAAUGUUCAUUCUGGUCCUUCCGAGCAGGGUUUGUUCGUUCGGUUUUCUCCGAGCAGGAUUAGUUCGGCUCUACCCGAACAGGGUUCGGCUCUUCCUGCUGAGCAGGGAUCGUUAGUCGAUGGCUGGUCUGGUAGUCAAUUGCUGGUUUGGUGUUCAGUGGUAGGUCGCCUUCUGUCCCUUACUCUGCACCGGCCUGGCUGUGUAUUAGAGUUGGGUGUAGCGGCGUCAAGCGUGUCCCCCGUGUCUGUAGUUGUGGGGGACAGAAAACAUACAAUUAGAGCAUGUACUGGCCAACAAUUGGGGUCACACACACGUUCGAAACAAGCACUUUCCUUUAGUAGUGUUAUAAAGAGCUUUGUGAUUUGUGUCUUUCCCACAGCAGGCGACCAGCGGAAACGAGAAGCAAGUCGGUCGAGAUGUCCCUGGUUCAGUUCCUUUUUAACUCUAGUUCUGGGGCGUGUUUAGCAAUUUGUUUAGGGAGGGAGAAGGUGAUAGAGAAUCAUCUCAAUGUCAGUUUAGUCUGUGUUCAUUUUUGGAAUCACAGCACACCAUACAAGCAAGCAAAAUAGUCCAUGCGAAUCAAUUUGAUACACACGUGAGAAUGUAAGGAAUUAAGUGAAAGGCAAUCAUUGUAAAUACACAGCACACAAGAUUAAAUGGCACUCAUAAAUAGGAAUGACAUCAAAUAAGACAUGCUGAUACGUAAUAUAAAGAGAAUAGCAGGCUCUAGUUUAGUAAGAGUGUCACUUGUGACAUACACAUUACAUUCAAAAAGAGUGAUGCAAAAAGGAGUCUCUGUCCUUUCCUAACAGAUCCAAAACCAGACAUUACAA